GAGGCGCUCUUACAGCGGGGUGAGUUGAUCCAACAAAUCAUGAGCAACGCUGUGGCACACGAAUGCGCAAGACAUGUGUAAUAGGGAGCCGGAGGAGUGAGCGAGCGAGAUCCGGCGCGAAGCGAAUAUGCUGGAACGCAUCGGUAUCACGACCUCCUGCUCCGCCGAGGAGGAGGAGGAGCGUGCCACGGCCGUGCCCAGCGCACUCCGAGCGCCCGCCGGGCCCGUGACGCGCGAGAUGGAGAAAGAGAGGAAGAGAAAGAGAGAGAGGAGGGAGGGAGAGAGAGAGAGAGAGAGAGAGAGAAAAAAAAAAGGGGAGAGAACGUACGCACGCUGCACGCCACUUGAGCGAUCCGCCUGCCUCCCGCGCGAGCCGGAGCGGGCCAGACUCAAUAAAAAAAAAACACCGGGAGCAGAGCGCGCCAGCGAGGCCCUACGACGGCUCUGGCGCUGGGGCGUCGCUAGUUGAAGGGGCCCAGCGCGCGCUGCCGCGGCCCUGCCCGGGGGCGGGCACCUACUGCUGCCGCACGGGCUGGUACGCCGAGGUGUAGGUGCGGGGCUUGUACAUGCCCUGGCUGGGCCAGACGUUGCCGGUCGCGCCACCGUCCUUCAGCCAGAUCGGGGCCACCUCCUUCCGGACCCUCUCGUACUCGGCACGCUGGGCCGCGGCCCUCUUGAUCUGGAUCGGGUCGAUGAGAUACGUGCCGUCGUCGGCCGCCGAGCCCCGGUAACUGGGGACGACCUGGUAGUUGGCCAGGUUGUAGCGCAGGAAGGUUCCAGCUCCGGUCGAGCUCAUCGUGUACUUCUUAUCGGGAUCCUUGCCGUACUUCCAGGUCUGCAGCCCGACGCCGUUCUCCACCCUGUUCACGUACUUCGCGGCCGCCGCCAGCUUCGCCUGCCAGUCCUUUUCGCCCUUGUACUCCAUGUCGCGUAUCAUGGGCGGCGCGGGCUGCGCGGGCGGCGCGCUGCCGGCCGGGCCCUCGCCCUCGGCCCGCGCCUGCUGCGCGCCCGCCAGGGCGACGCAGAGGCCGAGGGCCAGCCCGGCCAGCAGGCCCCUCGCGGGGGAGCCCUCCGCGGCCGCCGGCGCCUCCGCCGGCGCGGCGGGCUCCCAGCGCCGCAGGCCGGCCGCCGGUGCCCUCGGACGCGCGGCGGCGCGGGGGGCGCCGGGCUGCACGAAGGCGGCGCAGCCGGCGGCGCCGGCCACGGUGAGCGCGACGGCGGCGAGCCUGGUCAUCGAGGGAGCGCCCGACUGGGAGCAAGGCCGUGGGGGCUGGGGAAGCAGCACCUCGCAGCUCGACGGACGCGGCCUGUGCCUGGGCCAAAAUGGGCU
Prorocentrum cordatum is the source of this 1330-nucleotide messenger RNA. Lineage: Eukaryota; Dinophyceae; Prorocentrales; Prorocentraceae. The record is from the annotation of a GenBank genome assembly.